AGCAGCUCCAUUCGCCAUCUUUGAUCUUUGCAGAACUAUUUUCUUUCAGCAAGGUCGAUAGGACCUUUUUCUCUGUCUUUACGAUGUCCAGUGUCGAGCUUGUCUUUUUGAAGCUGAUUUUUCAGGCUCCUGUUGUGUCUUGACCCUUCCUGUUUGUCCGUGUUCAUGAGUUUGCCGAGGCUUGACAGCCAGACUAUCAAGGAUGUGCUUUGCUCCUUGUCUGUACCGAUACAGGUACCACUUGUCUGGUGGAAUUUUGGCAUGCUGCCGUUCGGGUAACCGUGACGCUCCUUCUUCAAGCCACCGCCAACUGCCUGUUCGUUGGACCGGAAUAGAACAAUGUAUCCUUCAGCGUUGGCGGUGUGACUGUAAACAGGUCUGGGUACUCAAAGAGGAUCGACCUCAACCCCGUACCUCUUGUACGAGGGCCCUUGCAGAGAAUUUACUUGAGGUGUGGGCAAAAGUGAUCCAUUUCAUGAAGCCUUAAAGGAGGAAAAAGAACUCUAUACCACAAUCACAGCCUUUUGGGGUAUGCUCUUCAUGACACCAGAUGAGAGAAAACUAAUAUCGAUAGGAUUUGAGACAGGUGUGGUCCAAAAAAA
Phytomonas sp. EM1 is the source of this 602-nucleotide messenger RNA. Lineage: Eukaryota; Euglenozoa; Kinetoplastea; Trypanosomatida; Trypanosomatidae. The record is from the annotation of a GenBank genome assembly.